CGCUCCCACUCGGGCACGCGCGUCCCCGGCUCCCGGCUCCCCGCCCCCCACCCACCCCCCAGCGCGCGCUCUCCGUCUAUUUUUUUCCUAUUGCUUUCAUGCUCACACUCUAAAAUAGGUCAAGGGGUGGAAGUUACACCUGGUACAGCCCUCGACUCUGAUGCAAAAGCAGUUUUUUUUUUCUCCCCGGAUCCGGGAGAGCAUUGCAACUAUUCAGUUUGGUGGAGCUUCCCGCCCCCAUACCGUGCAGAAAGCGCAAUGACCGUGGCUCUAACAAUGGUCUGCAGAGGGGAGUGGCGGGAAGCCUCUUACACAGCCUAGUUCUGCGGGCUCUGCGCCUGCCCUCCCUCCGAGGACAGGGAGGAGAGGGCGCGACAGGUCGCUUUGCGAGCGCGCGUGCCUGCAACUGGGGUCUGACCGCCUGGGUGAGUUUCUGUGUUUCCUCUGUCGUUCCAGUCACCGAGGGUAACCUGUUUACCUUGAAAACUUAGAUGUGAUCAAAACAGGCGAGCCGGCCAUGCAGUAAGGGGACUGCAGAAUGUGCUUCAGUGUAUACCGGAUAAAUCAGAACUGCGAGCUGCUGAGGACGUGUUUAGCGUCUUAAAGGGCCUGUAUUCCCUUCAAAGACUCCUACAAAGUGGUUCAUCCUGUGAAGUACCUCGCUAUUUGAUUUCCCUCUUACUACUAUUCAUAUGCAUUGCACACUGAGAAAGGCAUGAGCGACAACUGUCACUCUCUGAAGGUGGAAAGUGCCAUGAUUCACAAAGACAAGAAGUAAUUUUCCUGUAAUCACAAGGAUGACUCAGGAUGGACCAUGAAGCCGCCCAGCUGGAGAAGCAGCACGUGCACGAUGUGUAUGAGAGCACCGCCCCUUACUUCAGCGACCUGCAGAGCAAAGCUUGGCCUCGCGUCCGCCAGUUCCUCCAGGACCAGAAGCCCGGCAGCCUCAUUGCGGACAUAGGUUGUGGGACUGGAAAGUAUCUUAAAGUGAACAGCCAGGUUCAUACCCUGGGCUGUGACUACUGUGGGCCAUUGGUAGAGAUUGCCCGGAGUAGAGGAUGUGAAGUCAUGGUAUGUGACAACCUUAAUCUUCCCUUUAGGGAUCAGGGCUUCGAUGCCAUCAUCUCUAUAGGAGUUAUACAUCAUUUUUCUACAAAACAAAGAAGAAUCAGAGCAAUAAAAGAAAUGGCCAGAGUGUUAGUUCCUGGAGGCCAGCUGAUGAUUUAUGUUUGGGCUAUGGAACAAAAGAACCGGCACUUUGAGAAGCAAGAUGUGCUUGUUCCGUGGAACAGGGCCUUAUGUUCCCGGCUCUUCUCAGAAUCCAGCCAGCCUGGGACAAAGACGCAAUGUGAACAUCCAGGAAGAAGCCACCCCUACCAUCCCCCUUGCUCUGGGUGUAGCUGUUCUGUUUGUUUUAAGGAGCGAUGUGAUUCCACACGGUCCCACAGCGUGGGCUAUGAACCUGUUAUGGCCGGUACCUGUUGUGCAACUAUUUCUAAGGAAAGCGAGGAAGAGAAUGGAUUCUAUAACACAUUAGGAAAAUCUUUCCGUUCCUGGUUUUUCUCCCGCUCUUUGGAUGAAUCAAUGCUGAGGAAGCAAAUUGAAAGAGUGAGACCCCUGAAAAACACAGAAGGCUGGGCCAAUAGCACUGUAUCAAUCCAGCCUGCCAGACACGCUAGUUUAGACUUAGAUCACCAAGCGCCAUUUUCCACAAGAGAGCAAAGUUCCGAUGAGGAAGUGUUUGUGGAAACAUCUCAAAGACAUUUGGAGUGGCUAAAAGCACGAGCUACAGGGAAACAUCUAAAUGGAGACCAUAGAGGGGAAAUUAGAAGAAAUGGCGAUGGGAAUUUUCUGGAUAGCACCAAUACUAAUGAGAAUUGUGGGGAUGCAAGUAACUUAGAUGAAGGGAACUCUUCUGCUAGUAAAAUACUGAGAAAGAUUUCUGCAGCCGAUUCCACAGAUUCCAUCCCAGAUGACACAAUUUCUGUUGAAGAACAACAGCCCAACAUUUUGGAUUCCAGAGCCUUUAUGCGCUACUACCACGUGUUUCGAGAAGGCGAGCUCUGUGGCCUGCUGAAGGAGAACGUGUCGGAGCUCCAUAUUCUGAGCUCGGGGAACGAUCAUGGCAACUGGUGCAUCAUUGCAGAGAAAAAAGAAAGCUGAUUGAUUGGAUAAUUUUAGAGAAUUCCUCCACAGAUGAACCACGUUCUUUUCACUGGGUUUGGUAUGGUUACCUGAAUUUGCACCCACUGUUGUCAUUUUUUAAAUCCAUUUAUGCUUUGGUCUGUGGAGACUCUGAGUUGAUCCUCUUUUUAAUCUUUGGGUAAGCACAGAACCUGACAUUUAAAGCAUUUGACAAAGGGUAUUUGUGGUUGAAUGUUGAUAUAAGAGAUCUGAAGAAGCAAUAUAAAAUGAACUUCAGUACAGUUUGGGUUUUUUUCUCCUGAAAGAUGAAAUUAUUUUAAGAACACAUGUAUAUUGAUUUUCAGUAUUAUACGCUGAUUUUAAAAGAUUCUGUUUUUAAGUAUGCCUUCUAAAAACAGCAUUUUUAUGAAGUUGGGGUAAUUUCUGUUUCUCAGGUUACAGUUUAGAUCUGUGUGCCAGAUAGCAAACAGGUAAACCUGUUCCAUUGCACAGAUGUAAAUUGAACCAUGUGAUAAAUUACUUUGUUGCCAAGGUCUUGCUUCUACUUUAAAGUCUUCAGAAAGGUGAGAGCAGGUAGAGAGAGAUAAGGAGAGUUACAAGGAGUUUUCUAAAACAAUAAGCAAACUUGCUUCAACAUAAGUAAAUAAUGAUGUUAUCAAUGUCACUCAGAAGGUUUUAAAGGGACCGUUAGCAUGUAGAGGGUGGACUAUAAGAGUAUUAGAAGUUGUUGCAAGUACCCAAAUGGUAUUUUUCCAACCCUAUUAGAGGCAGGAAUAUCCAGUUAUGAUAAGACCAAGGUUGACUAAUGUGGAGUUUUUAUCUAGAAUGAAGCUUUUCUUAUGGACUGAAGGGAUAUUUAGGAAAUGAUAAUCUGGUGGAAGCUCUCAAUUAUAGAUUGUUAAGUUAUAAGAUAUUUGGCCUUGGUGGAAGAUCAGUUGUUGAAUUUUAAAAAAGAAUACCCAGGCAUUUAUCCUAUUGAAAGUGACCACAUUUUAUUAGUUAUAUUAGAGAUUUAGUCAGAUCAAGUCCUAUAAAUCAAGGGUUGAAUUUCUGCCACUUUACAGACAAAUGAAUAGAUUGGGUGUUAUAUGGUCACUGCAUUAGUUUAACCCGUGGGUCUGUUAAAUCCGUGUCAUGGAUCAUGAAACAGAUAUAAUUAGGACAGGACUAGAGCUCUAAGAGAAGCAGAAAUGAGUUGACACAGAAAACGGCCUCAGAUAGUUGCUUAGUGAGGAGAGAUUCGACGUUUGACAAAAGCCUUUUACUUUAUGGACCAUUGUAACCCUGGAUGAAAAUCCAAUUCUUGUUUUAUUUUCCACUAAAAUUAACUGAAAGAGUGAAAGACUUCAUUUGGUUUUGGUUUCUUUGUUCCUUCAGUGAUUGUGCUCUAACUUAAAAUAAUGAUGCUACUUUCAAAGACACUUAAAGGGUUCUUUUUAAUGUUUAGCUGAAAAUGAUUGAUGUUUAUAACUCUUUUGGCUUUAAAAUAAGACUGCAUUAUCACCAUUUUGGUUGAUGAGAUUGUCUGGUGGAAAUGAGGACUAUGAUUUAUAUUGUUCAGUGCAGUUUGCAGUACAGGGACAAUGAAAACAGGCAUAGCAGUGGAAUUGAAAUUAAAUAUUAAUUUAGUGUCUUCCAUUUCUUAAAUUAGGACAUUAAACCGUGAGUAUAAGUAGUUUUCUUGGUGAAAAGAAAAGAUUCUCAGAGUCAGAGAAGUUCUUUCAAUGAAGGCUUAGCGGCCUUUUUAUUAUGAGUGGAUUGUCCCACUCUUUGAAGCCUGUUGUCACAUGUAUCUUUAAUCCCUGCAUUGCUGCUAGAAGCCUGUUGCAAGUCAUCUCUUUCUGGUGGUAGACUGCCACUUACAUAGAACUCAGUUUAUUAGACUGCACCAGAAAAGCUUUGAGCUAACCUGUAUGAGCAACCUCCUAUACAUACACACACACACACACACACACACACACACACACACACUUUGUAUAGAAUGAUUCUUCUCUAGGACAGUUCUUGAGAUAGAGAAAUAAUUUCAUGUAAUUUAGACAGGGCUGUAAAUGAAAAACCAUUAAGGAUAGCAAUCUUUCGCUCUUCGUCUGCCGAGCACAAGAAUUCUAUGCAUCGAAAUGUUAUUUUGUAUGCAAAUAUUUAAUUCCAUGGUUGAUAACCUCUCUUUGGUAUAUUAAUGUGAAAAACACUCUUAAAUCUAACUUCUGUCUUUGGAUAGAUAUAUCCAUAUAUAUUAUAUAACAUAUAUAUAUAUAUAUAUAUA
Hipposideros armiger (great roundleaf bat) is the source of this 4408-nucleotide messenger RNA. RefSeq names its product tRNA methyltransferase 9B (putative) (gene TRMT9B). Gene Ontology annotation, biological process: tRNA wobble uridine modification; tRNA methylation. NCBI's taxonomy places the organism in Eukaryota, Metazoa, Chordata, Mammalia, Chiroptera, Hipposideridae. Gene Ontology annotation, cellular component: nucleus; cytoplasm. Gene Ontology annotation, molecular function: tRNA (5-carboxymethyluridine(34)-5-O)-methyltransferase activity; tRNA binding; S-adenosylmethionine-dependent methyltransferase activity. The record is from RefSeq and is a predicted model, not a curated record. The transcript has 5 exons. Bases 808 to 2163 code for a protein of 451 amino acids.